UUGCAUUGCGGAUUCCGUUUUUCAUUCCGCAUCUCCGUCGAUGUUGGGUGUUAUAAGGAGACUUCUGCACUCUCAACUCUCUUGGGCAUAGGUUCACAAAAAGUAAAUAGAGUCAUGACAAUGAUAGGGGAUGGGAUCUUUGGGCUGGGUUUAUUGGUCUGCUACAGUACGGAGGUUGCACUUGUUGCUUGUUUGGUUUCUCGCGUAUUGAGCAACGGUUUUUGCAUGGACGUGUUGUUGUGGGCAAGCAGCGUCUUGGCGGGAUGGAUUCUGACAUUCGGGUGCGAGAAGAUGGAGAUAUCGUCCUAGAUACACAUCAGGUACGAAUCUAAUACAGAUGAAAAGCAAUCAUA
Lindgomyces ingoldianus is the source of this 353-nucleotide messenger RNA. RefSeq lists its product as uncharacterized. The transcript has a single exon. The record is from RefSeq and is a predicted model, not a curated record. Bases 115 to 309 code for a protein of 64 amino acids. NCBI's taxonomy places the organism in Eukaryota, Fungi, Ascomycota, Dothideomycetes, Pleosporales, Lindgomycetaceae.